AAGAGCUUAAGAGUCACCUCGACACCAUCUGAUUUACGUACCUUGUCUUGAGCCUCAAUUUUGGGGGAGUUUGUGUUUCCCCGCGCUCCAGUUUCCUCCAGAAAUAGCAUUAUAACUACUUCAAAGGUCAUUUUGCCAACACGUCGAACUCAUUGUCCCUUUCUAGGAUCAUGGAGUGCAAAGGAAUUGAAGCCAUUGAUUGUCUCUGUCUUCAAUCCGACCGUGAACUGGUGUCACUCACACUCUGCGUAGUAAACCCAUCAAUGGUGCCCACGUCGUUGGCAACCAAGACACCCUCACCUCCAAUUGGUCGCGCUGCCUGCAAUUAUGCCGACUGUCUUCGGCUUCGUCCGAGGCGUGUAUCAUUCUGCUAUGAUGGCAUGCUGAUGGACAUGGUUCUCUGCAUGCACUGAAGCCAUGCAAGUCUGCACUGCAUUCCCAGUGAAUUCAGUGUGUUAUCGUUCAUCACGUUGGUGAUGUGUUUGAAGGGUGAUGACGAAUGGGAAGCAUCGUUGACCGAUGGAUGGUUCAUAUAGAUUGUCGACGGGCCGGUCCUUUGAGAGAGGGUGUUCGUGCUGACGCUCGAACUUGGCGUGUUGAGUUAAGGUUAAGAAGCUCGAGUUUCCGGUUUCUCUUUGUUCUUCACCGUCCAUCUUUCCUCUGCUUGCCUUUGUCACAACAGAUCGAAGCCCCGCGCGGCAUCUCACUUCCUAUCAUCCAUUGUCCUAUCUUCUUCCCGUUUGUCCAUACGAGUCACUGCUUGUGUUAGCAUCUCAACACCAACCUAAAAAACGUGUAACUCCAUCACAAACAGCCCCCACACUAUCCUUGGCCAGUUGACCCAUACCCUUUUGCCAUUGCUGUCUUCCUCGUGAUAAUGGGGGACCUCGCCAAUGAUAUAAAUGGCUUCAUAACCCAGCACAACGCGAUGAGAGGACAACGUCAUACACGGGAUGCUAUCCCUGCCAUGAUCCCAAGUUAUUAUGCCCCAAGCUUGAUGCUCUCAGAGAGAGACAACAAUGGCACUCCUACUCAGAGCAUCAGCAUGUCAACCGCCAGCAGCUCGACAUUCAUGUCUUCCUGCUUUGACAGACCAACGCCUCAAACCUCUUCGGUUUACACAGAACCUCCUCCUGUUACCACUGUACCCCAGUCGCAGCCAUAUGUGACACCAUCGUUACUCACAUGUGAGUUCCUCGGCUUCGGGGACUGCGAUUUCGUGUUCGACUUGAAUGAUGAAUCCCGCUGGAUUGCGCACAUUACGGAUUUCCACCUUCGCAACAUCUUCCCAACGGUGUGUAUCUGCUGGUUCUGUGACCGUACAUUCAGAUCAUCCUCCCACGACCAAGCUGAUGCUGAGGCCUGCUAUCGGAAGCGCAUGCAUCAUAUUGCAAAGCACUUUCGCAACGGUCUCUCGGGGCGGCAGAUGCGUCCAGACUUCUUCCUUCUUGAUCACUUAUACCAGAACCGGUUGAUUGAUGAAGAGAUGUAUCAGAGAGCAAGAGCCUAUCACGAAGCGUCUCAGGUCCAGAUUCAGAACUUAUACCCUGCUGGCUGGAGGCCAGAUCACCGCAAUCAGGAGCCGGCGGUGGUGGAAGCCAGUCGGUCAAGGCAUCGGGGGCCGUCGAAUCUGAAUCGUGCGUCACAGGGAUACUAUCGUUGAGCGGAGGGUUCGUCCGUCACUCGACGGGCUUCCCUCCUUCUUCAGUUGCUCUGAUACCCUAAAGUCUCGACUCCAAGAAUGACUAAGUAUCAGGAAAUAGCCUGAGGUAAUGUAAGACAUUUUUAUUUUGUUCUUGGUCCUUCGUUGGUCGAUUCGUGACAUUGAGAAGGAAAGGCUUUUGUCAUCCUGUUUUCUGGUUAGAGUAUUAGCAGGGAAUGUCAGCCUUUUCGAAUGGCUUCUCGAGGAUAUGUCAUCGCAGAUCAGAAUACGAGAGUUCUGCCGCCUGAGGUAAAUGAACGUUCGCCCUUUAGGUGCGAGGACGUUGAUGGUUUGUGGGCAUCGGGAACAUGCUGCUAUACCGAGCACAGUGCUUGUAUCGAUACUGGUGGGUGAAGACGGAUAUUUAAACCCCAACUCCCAACAAGGAAAUUAGUUGAAUGAGUAACAUUGCAAAUGAAAAUAAACGUGAAAAUCAGUCACAGACUAG
Fusarium odoratissimum NRRL 54006 is the source of this 2150-nucleotide messenger RNA. RefSeq lists its product as uncharacterized. Bases 878 to 1663 code for a protein of 261 amino acids. NCBI's taxonomy places the organism in Eukaryota, Fungi, Ascomycota, Sordariomycetes, Hypocreales, Nectriaceae. The record is from RefSeq and is a predicted model, not a curated record. The transcript has a single exon.